Molecule: messenger RNA, 1487 nt
Organism: Aegilops tauschii subsp. strangulata
Lineage: Eukaryota; Viridiplantae; Streptophyta; Magnoliopsida; Poales; Poaceae
Source: RefSeq, a predicted model, not a curated record
UUGUUCUUGGUGGAUUUAGUAUGCUCUGUUGGUGGAUUUAGUGUGGUAGAUUGUUGCUGUUGAUUACUAUGUUGUUGCUGGUGGUAGUCACCUGACAGCAAUUAACUGGUAGACUGCUGACAGUGUGGAGAUGAAGGACAGUGUAAUUACCUGAAUUCUGUGAUAGACAGUGUGGUAGACUAUUGUUGCUGUUAAAUUCUGUGGUGAACAUGCUGUUGUUGUUGCCAGACUGCUGACAACAAUUAACUGAACAUGUUGUUGCUGUUGCCAGACUGCUGUUAGAUUACUAUGAUGUUACUGUUGUUAUUCUUGUUGUGGUUACCUGAUGAUGAGUAAUAGCAGAGGAGAGGAGUAUUGCUGUUGUUAUCUGAUUUGGCAUGACUAGUAGAGUAAGUAACUGAUGAGGAGUGUUGCUGUUGUUAUUCUUGUUGUGGUUACCUGAUGAUGAGUAAUAGCAGAGUGUUGUUGAUAUUUUUGCCAUCAGAAAUGUCCUUGUUUUUGCCAUCUGCUGUUGAUGUCUGUGUGGUUGAUUUCUGUGGUGGUCACCUGUUGAUGGUGGUGUUGCUCAAGUCUGUUGAUGUUUUUGCCACUUCUACUCAUUGCCCCUUUGCCAAGAUAUAGUAGGAGCAAAUUGAGGCCAUUGCCAUUUAUAGUAGUAUUCCAAAUUGAGGCCCUGGCAAACACAUGUAGUAAUUAUUCUACUGUUUUGAAGUGCUUGUUUCCUAUUUAUGUCCAGUCUUGUUUAUGGUAACUUGUUGUUUAAUUACAAUGCUGCUUUUCAGAUAAGUGAGAUGGCUGGCUUGGAAGGUUUUGAGUUCUUCGAGAUCGUAAUUGAGAAAUCUUGCAGUAGGCAGAGGCUGCCUGACAAGUUUGCGAAGAUGCUCGCCGGCCAUGAGCCCCACAAAGUGAAGCUGCGGGAGGCCGGCAACGGGCUUCGCAGGCUGUGGGACGUGUUGGUGGUGUUCGAUGGUGAAGGCCACAUGUACAUAGGGCCCGGCCGGGAGCAGUUCGCCCGCGCCCAUGAGCUACAGCUCGGGCACUUCCUUGUCUUCCGCUACGACGGCGACGCCAUGUUCACCGUGAAGAUGUUUGACAACACCAUGUGCCGCAUGUACUACCAGCACGAUGACGAUGCCAGCAAUGGGAGCAGCAGCGGGGAUGACGAGGAGCAGAGCGGGGAUGACGAGGAGCAACCUAUUCUGGCUAACGACGACCCUGCUAUGCGCCGCCCCUCCCCUGCUCCGCCCCGCACCUCCCUGCUCCGCGCCGCCCCGCUCCCACUCCCUCCCCUCCUCCGUGCCGCCCCGCCACGCCGCUGCGCCGCCCCGCCUCGCCGCAGUGCGUCGCCCUCCAUUGACGGCGGCUACAUCGACUACAUCAACGAGGACGGCGGCUACAUCGACUACAUCAACGACGAAGGCGGCUACAUCAACGACGGCGCGAUCGACGACGACCACCGCUGCAUCGUCAACAUCAUCUCCCCCUAG